AAUAUAAUGCCAAUCCCAUUUUCGCGCAAUUAUCACAUAAGUAGAAGAAAAAUUAUAUUCAGAUCCCCGAAGUUUCCGCAUUGUUUUAGCGAUCCGUUCGUCAGCUUCAAACAUGCGCGCGCACCCACGCGCACACAGUGAGCUUCAAACAUGCGCGCGCACCCACACAAAAAGAACACCCAUACCUUACAGCAGUUUGUAUGCUAGACUGCGAGAUUGCCUCAAAGCAACCAACCCCUUCGCAUUAAAUUCAUGUACGCAACAAAGAAUAUUAUGACUGGCAUACCAGUAUACAAAUCUCAUUCGGCAUUACCUAGUUCAACUCUCCACCAGGAAUCUAUGGAUGUUCUGUAGUUCCCUUCAGUCCCUCCAUGGAUUUCAUUGUCUGUCAUGUCACAUUAAUCAGUCGAUGCUGCACCGAAAAACAACAGAGAAUUGAAACUUUUCUUUGUCGAUUUAUCACAUGUUCUGUCGACAUAAUUCCCGCAUAAAUCGAAUAAAUUUCUACUGUUAUCGCUUUACAUGUUUCGGCCAUUUAGGCCAUCAUAUAAUAAAUAGUUCACACACAAUAUAUUAAAAUACACUAUUACUUUCAAUAUUCAGUUUUAUACUAUUUAUACAUCCAUAUUAUAAGUUGGUGAAGGAAUUUUAUUACACGUACUUUACACAUAGCUCAACUGAAACUUUAACUGGUUUUAUGAAACAUGGUUCACUGCUAAAAGAAAGUUAAAUAACAUUAAGAAAAUUGAUUUCUGUGUAGGAUUUUAGGUUCCCACAUUAGCAGUUAUGGAGAGUUCUAAUUUCUGGGAUACAUCACUGUGUGGUCCAACAAAAGUUGAGCAUUAUUUUACAGGAACAUGUUACUUCCACCUUCAGUGUUGAAGAGCAAGCCAAGCAAAAGACUGGCAUGAAGACAGGAAGUAGAGCUUUGCUUGCUCCCAGCUUCAUUCUGAAGAUGGAAGCAUGUUCCUUCAUGUCAGAUAAUUUCACUGGACCACAUGGCAUUAUAUCUUGAAAAACAGAACAUUUCAUAAAUUAAUUUCUGACUGUAUAGUGCAAUAUCUUCAAUACAGCAGGCUUGAAAGCAGUGAACUUCCAAAGUAAACAUUCAGACCAAUGAGGUAUGGAUAAUAGCAACAUCUGGAAAACUACUACACUGCCAAUAGUACAAACAUCAGUGUCAUGCAUAACAAGGAAAUCCAUCUGAAACAUCUUUGAGGGUUUAUAAUCAUAGACAGUGGCACAGACCAUUCCUAGACAGUUACUGAAUUCUUAUUAUCAACAUACAACACAAACCACAGUUGCCAUAUGGGAUAGCUUUUUGAACAGACUUCCAUAAGGUUGCCUCCCGUAUGGAAUACUUUUACAGACGUUUCAUACAGAGUUAAUAAAAAUUCCUAAUACAUAUUCUGAUGAUGGACGAUACUCAAUAUCAAAUCUUAGGUAAACAGUGGCAAUAAACACUUCCUCUUCUCGCACAAAAGUCUGCAUUAAAAUAAUGUAAUUCUCUUUCCUUAGAACUGUUGAGUUAUACAAACAAAAAGAUGGAAGGUUUGUGGUUUUCAAGAAAAUUCCCCUGGACAACAUGACAGAUCAAGAAGAAAAGGUAUGAUUAUUUGCAUGUAACUGAUAAAACUGAGAGGCUACUAAUGGAGUAGAGUACAUCCAAUUUGGAAUAUCUGCACAGUUUAGAGCAUCUAAAGCCAUAUGGCCCAUUAACUGAGAUAUAUGUCUGUUAGUUGUGUUGCAAAACAUACAAUCACAGUUCGACUCUAAAGGGUUCUGAUGAUGUUAUUUUACACUUACUAUUACUGCAUUUCUGGACUCUGUCCAUUGUGAUGGCGCAGUCGGUAUAGAGAUGGCUGCAGGAUGGAUGACCGGGUGGGCAGAGUUUGAGUCCUGCUAGGGAAAAGAAUUUUCCCUUCUCCAUGUCAUCCAGACUGGGGUCCACCCAACUUCCUAUCCAAUCGGUACCAGGGCUCUUUCUCACGGGGUAGAGCGGCCAGCAUGUGAAGCUGACCACUCACCUCUAGCCAAUAGGCCAAGGUCAAGAAAAUGUUCAUCUAUAUGUCCACUCUCACAUACACCUUCAUGGUGUAGUGCUUAAUUAGUUAAGCACAGGGACAACUUUACCUUUUACAGAUUUCCACAGAGAAAACAAUGCUUUCAGAAACUACAUAUGCGUCUGUCAUCAUGUGCAAAGGUGGAAAGACACCUACUCAGAUGGAUCUGUUAGGCACAGCUGAUCUCAAUCAGUGGAAAACCUAAGUGUCUUUGGACUACCAGAUGACAGAAAGUGUCCAGACACCCUGUACUUCUAACUACAGUAUCUACGAAAAGCACUACAUUCUGGUGCAUGAUAUCACAUGGGUCAGUAGAAGUUUCAUAAUGUUUUGGAGAAAAUUACUGCCUCCGUCUUAGACCCUGAAGAUGGAUGUAGCACAUUCCGCAGAAAUGUUGAACUUCUGACAGACUACACGCUGUCACAUCCCAUAACUUAGUUAUCUUCAAAGCUAUAGCUGUAAGAAUCUAAAAACAUAACCUUACCAUAUCACUCAACAAAACAUGAUGAGGUAUUGUCACAAUGAACAGUGUCACAUUUCAGAAUAUAAUCACUCUGUUAUUGGAAGAAUGUCAUAAGAAUGAAGAGUCAAUAAGUGUGCAGAGCAAUGAAGCACAAAUGAACCUCUCAUUUAAAAUAUUUAUGAUCUACCGCCCUUUCUCUGCUCUACAAAGUCCUAUUCAACGGGUACCAAGAGCAAUUUUCCUAGGGGUAAAAUGGUUCUCUUCAGUCCCUCCAGGCAAAUGCUAGGGUUAUUUGGUUAUGACCUCUUCCUUCCAAAUUCUAUCCAAUUCAUAACUCGUCUGUCAUCCUAUCAUUCAAUGCUAUGCAGGCUACCUACUGAAAGUACAAAUUACAUUUUCUUAUGGAUACUAUAUAUAAUUUUACACUGUCACUUUUCUACCUUUUCUUACCAGAUGGCUUAUGAAGAAGCUGUACUGAUGUCGCGAUUCAACCACCCAAAUGUAAUUUACCUGCACGAAUGCUUCAUAACUGAUAGAAUUCUGUGCAUUGUAAUGGAGUAUGCAAUGGGAGGCACACUAGAAGAGUUCCUGCGGAAGAAAGGUGGCAAACUAUUGUCACAAACUGAAGUUGUUUACAUGUUCAGCCAGAUGGUGCACGGGUUACAUUAUAUUCAUCAGCGAGGAGUCGUGCACAGAGACAUUAAGCCAUCAAACAUUCUCCUCACCCCAGUAGGAGUAGAAAUUGUGGUUAAGAUCGCUGACUUUGGGCUCUCAAAAAUAUUCAAAAGCAGGAAAACAGAAUUCACCUCUGUGCUGGGAACUCCAAGCUACCUGGCACCAGAACUCUGUGAGGGCCAGUCCUACAACAAGGAGACUGACAUUUGGGCACUGGGCUGCGUUCUGUAUGAAAUGAUGACUUUGAAGAAAGCAUUUGGGGCUGAAACACUGGGGUCAAUUGUAAGGAAAAUUCUUCAGUGCCAGUUUGUGCCGCCUAAUCCACAGAAAUAUGGGGAGCACCUGAGGCAACUCCUGUACUGCUUACUACGGAUCGAUCCCACAUGCCGGCCCUCAACACAGAUGAUCAUGGCUGAUGUAGCAAUCACCGAGAUGUGUCACAAACUGACAGUAAACCUGGGACUGGUUCCUUCUUCUCAUAAAACAUGAUCACAAUUACCAACUACAAAACCUUAGCAGCAGGGAAAUGGAAGCAGAAAGUGUAAAUUUGGUAUUAGGGAUACUACAAACAUUGUUCACUCUAAUGAAAUACCUGAUAUGCUUUGACAAAUUAAACGGUAACAAAAGAACGUCUAAUUUUGUGGAGCUACACCAUUUCUUUUAGCAGACAGUGUAACUGCAUGUGAAGUGAGAGUUGUUCUGAAUAUAAAAACAAUGAAUGUGACACUGUGUGGGAAAUAGUGCCUUAUAUGCAUGUGUGUUUUGUGUUGGUUUCAGAUGCAAUGUACAUAAUGUAAUAAGAGUGUUAUUUAUAUACUUCACUUUCAAACAUCAACAAAUGAAAAUUCACAUACAAGGAUAUAAAAAAUAUGGAGUGUCAGAUUUUAUUAAAAUAUACAAAAAUAAAACUAUAAUUUUAAUUUUCGUAGUGUGUGGUGUGAAUGUCAGUUUGCCAUGUUAAGGAAAGAACACAUACUGAGGGUGCUGAGAAGAAUAUUUAAACCUAAGAGGGAUGAAGUGACAGUAGAAUGGAGGAAAC
Molecule: messenger RNA, 4240 nt
Organism: Cryptotermes secundus
Lineage: Eukaryota; Metazoa; Arthropoda; Insecta; Blattodea; Kalotermitidae
Product: serine/threonine-protein kinase Nek8
Exons: 4
Coding region: 2779-3690 (303 amino acids)
Biological process (GO): protein phosphorylation
Molecular function (GO): protein kinase activity; ATP binding
Source: RefSeq, a predicted model, not a curated record